AUGGAGUCUACUAUGGCCAAUGUAGACCUUGGUCGAUACCGGAAAAUCGUACAGAUGUUUUGGGACCCGGAACCAUCAAACGACCCGCUCCUGGACCAACCAGUAUGGUGCCUCGGACAAACAUACAAGCUUCACAGAGGCCACCAAGAAUGGUCAGGUAACGGAGAGCAACCCAGCAGCAGUGUUGGCGAGUAUGCAGCCACUGCAGCGUCGACAGUACCGGAACAGAGCAAGACCAUAAACAUGCCCCCGAACAACGCGCCGGACACGCCACCGGCAUCGACCGGCGGCAGCUUCUCGUACAGCGGUCAAAGCGAAAUGGACCGCGAGAACGGCUGGCCCCAAAACUUCGUUGCAGAUUUCGAGUCCAGAUUCUGGAUGACGUACAGGAGCGAAUUUAAACCCAUACCCAGGUCAACGGACCCCAAAGCCGCGUCAUCGAUGUCACUCCCCAUGCGAAUCAAAUACCAGCUCGGCGACCAAGGAGGUUUUUCGUCCGACAGCGGAUGGGGUUGCAUGAUACGAUCAGGACAGAGUUUACUAGCGAAUGCCAUUGGCAUGGUUCGCCUAGGCCGAGACUGGCGCCGGGGUCAGCGCAAAGCGGAAGAGAUAGAGAUACUUCGAAUGUUUGCAGAUGACCCAGCUGCACCGUACGCCAUCCACAACUUCGUCAAUCACGGCUCUUCUAGAUGUGGCAAAUACCCUGGAGAGUGGUUCGGGCCAUCAGCCACGUCACAAUGCAUAAAAGCCCUAGCCAAUACUCACGAGACGAAUAUGCGAGUUUAUACGACCGGAGACAGCCCAGAUGUAUACGAGGAUAGCUUCAUGGCUACGGCGAAAUCCGGUGAUGGAGUUUUCAAACCCACCGUAAUUUUGAUCAGCACGCGGCUCGGCAUCGACAAAAUUACACCAGUAUAUUGGGAAGCUUUGAUAUCGGCGCUGCAAAUGCCACAAUCCCUCGGUAUCGCAGGUGGUCGUCCCUCGUCAUCUCAUUAUUUUGUAGGCUCACAGGGAAAUUUCCUGUUCUACCUUGACCCACACCAUACAAGGGUGGCAUUGCCAUACAAAGAGAACAUAAGAGACUAUACCGCAGAGGAGGUAGACAGCUGUCAUACGUCUAGGCUGCGACGGCUACACGUCCAGGAGAUGGACCCCAGCAUGCUGAUUGGGUUCAUAAUAAGGAGCGAAAAAGAGUGGGAGGAAUGGCGACGCGGCAUUAAAUACGUACAAGGGAAAGCUAUCAUCCACGUUGCAGGCUCCGACCCACGACUUCAAAAUAAGCCGGAAGGACGAGAGGGCGCAAUAGACGAAGUCGAAAUACUUAGUGACGAUGAUACAGGGGAUGAAGUUUAG
Molecule: messenger RNA, 1353 nt
Organism: Akanthomyces muscarius
Lineage: Eukaryota; Fungi; Ascomycota; Sordariomycetes; Hypocreales; Cordycipitaceae
Exons: 4
Coding region: 1-1353 (450 amino acids)
Molecular function (GO): protein-phosphatidylethanolamide deconjugating activity
Source: RefSeq, a predicted model, not a curated record